AUGGAUAGUCAGAUUCUAGUCUUGAACAGGUGGUUUGAAGGUAUUGAAGAGGAUGAAAGUGCUUUUAAUGAGGCCCCCCUAUGGGUUCAAGUCUGGAAUCUUCCAGUACAUUGGAUGUCCAAGGAGGUAGGGAGAAAAAUUGGAGUAGUGUUCAAUGGUGUGAAGGAGGUAAUCAUCCCUCAGACGGGUAGCAAAGAAGGAAGGCAUAUUAAGCUAUUGGUGGUAGCUGAUAUAUCCCAACCCUUGCUAAGGGGAUCAAUAGUGAAGGUGGAAGGGUCUACAAAAUGGGUGAGCUUCAAGUACGAGAGGUGCCCAGACUUCUGCUACAAUUGUGGAAUUGUAGGGCAUAGUGAGAGAAACUGCAAGAGACUGGUCCUUGUAGAUAGAGGGCACUUAGAAAACCAAUAUGGUACGUGGAUGAGAGCUGGCAAUGGUAAUGGAAGAAACUCACCUCAAAAAGAACCUCUGGUCAGGAGAACACCCAGUGAUAAGCAUCAUUGGAGGUUACAUAAUGGGAAUUGGGUGGAAGUGGUAAAACAUAAACAGCUGGACCCUGGUCAGGGUAACAGUGUACCAUAUAUAAAUCGAGGGGGUGCAUUAAGCAAUGCAGUGGAGUUACAGAAUCAGGAUCUCAGAAAAGAUAAAGGGGAAAGUGUUACGAAUAACAAUCCAAAAUCAGCCCCGAAAGCUAUGGCUCGUAGACAGAGUAAGGAAGCCACCAUUGUAGCAUCUCUUGACAAGUUGAACAUAGAGUCUGAGAAGGCAGAGGAAAGGGCUGCGAGGGUGCUCUCUGCCAGGGAAAAGGCCCGCACCAGUUUGGAAAUGGAGGAAUCCUCCCAAGAAGCAAGCCAGACAGAUGUACAGAUUAGUGAACAGGAAUUGGCUAAAGUAACAGCGAACCAAGAGGAAUGA
Messenger RNA from Coffea eugenioides, 912 nucleotides. RefSeq lists its product as uncharacterized. The transcript has a single exon. Lineage: Eukaryota; Viridiplantae; Streptophyta; Magnoliopsida; Gentianales; Rubiaceae. Bases 1 to 912 code for a protein of 303 amino acids. The record is from RefSeq and is a predicted model, not a curated record. Gene Ontology annotation, molecular function: zinc ion binding; nucleic acid binding.